GAUUAAAAAUUGGAAAUGUAAAAGGAAAAGGAGGACAAAAGGAACCCUAGCUCGUCUGUUUCCUCUCCCUCGCGUUCAGGCGCCCAAGUCCCUCCCUUGUCUACGGCAGCAGUGCGACGACCACGAACCCGCGAUAACAGUCCUUGGAGAUUAACAGCGGAUUGGAGUUGGUUUGCUGAUUUAAUUGGGGUGAUAUGCGUAUUGUUUGCUGAAUCAUCUUCUGGACAAUUCUUCUUAAGGAUAAAGUUGAAGAUGGACAUAAUUUCCCAACUGCAGGAACAAGUUAACUCAAUUGCUGCUUUAGCUUUCAACACAUUUGGGACAUUACAAAGAGACGCUCCUCCAGUUCGUUUAUCCCCUAAUUACCCCGAACCACCGUCUCAAGAACCUACAGAGGACAGUGCAAAUAUCGCAGAACAGCCCAAGCUUAUGAGUGCCGCUUUGGUGAAAGCUGCUAAGCAGUUUGAUGCAUUGGUUGCAGCAUUGCCUCUCUCUGAUGGAGGUGAAGAAGAGCAGUUGAAAAGGAUUGCAGAACUGCAGGCUGAGAACGAUGCUGUAGGUCAAGAACUUCAAAAGCAGCUACAAGCAGCAGAGAAAGAAUUAAUACAAGUUCAGGAGCUGUUCAGCCAGGUGGCAGAUAAUUGCUUGAACUUGAAGAAAGCAGAUUAAAAGAGCGGGGGGAGUUUUCCUAUACUGCGGACGUAUAAAAAUUUUCCAUGCCUCCCUCGUUCAUUUUCUGCCACAUGGCACUUGUUUUUAUAUUAAAUGUAUGUAGAAAUAUUCGUGGCUCUACAGUUUAGGGAAGAAAAUAGUUCUAUUGAUAUCUUAUUUUAAAAAGUAAAUUAAAAAAAAAAAAGAACUGUUCCCUUACAUUUAUUUAUUAUUUAUUUUUGUC
Benincasa hispida (wax gourd) is the source of this 895-nucleotide messenger RNA. RefSeq names its product mediator of RNA polymerase II transcription subunit 21-like. The record is from RefSeq and is a predicted model, not a curated record. Gene Ontology annotation, molecular function: transcription coregulator activity. Gene Ontology annotation, biological process: regulation of transcription by RNA polymerase II. Gene Ontology annotation, cellular component: mediator complex. Lineage: Eukaryota; Viridiplantae; Streptophyta; Magnoliopsida; Cucurbitales; Cucurbitaceae.